AUGGGCUACACCUCAGUGUUCUUCGCCCGUCAGCACUAUUUAGAAAAAGAGGCUCGAUUAAAAAACAAGAGUCUGGAGUUUAUUUGGAACACCUCUGAUGAUCUAAAGACGCAGAUUUUGGGCGGCUCCUUUUUCCAAGACGACUAUGGACCACCGAAAGGUUUCUGUUUUGACGCUCUUCUCAUUCUGAUCAUGCAUUGUCUGAAGAAAUUAGUUCAGUCGUCAUUCCUUCGUUCAUCUCACGUAAUGCUAUUGAUGGGAAGUGACUUCCAAUAUACAGACGCCAACACAUGGUACACGAAUCUGGACAAGCUGAUACAACAUGUGAACGGGAAUGCCACCCACGGUCUACACGUGUUCUAUUCCACUCCAUCAUGCUAUGUGAAAGGCCUCACAGAGUCAUCGACUACACGUUUGCCCACAAAGGAUGAUGAUUUCUUUCCGUAUGCUUCGUCUAAUAUCUCCUAUUGGACUGGAUAUUUCACAAGUCGGCCAACUUUCAAGCGUAUGAUCCGAGAAGCCAGUGCUCUUCUUCAGUAUCUCUUGUCAUUCAGCUUAUGUAAACAACUUGAUGCGUUAGCCGAUUUGGGUCCUGAAGACGAUGCCGAUGUCCAGAAGAUGGCACAAGCUUCUGCCUUGGUGCAACAUCACGACGCUGUCACAGGUACUGCUAAAGAAAACGUAACCAGAGACUACGAGAAGCGGCUCGCCAAUGCGAUGAAAGAGGGAGAAAUAGUGAUCAACGAUUACCUGAAAAAGGUCUAUCCAAAGAAUGAUGCGAAGCCUCCACGACAUUAUCUUUGCCCUCUGAUCAAUGAAACACUCUGCCAUCCUAUCAAGGAUGAAUCAACCUUUGCGGUGACCGUCUUCAACAGUAACUCGCGAAAGCUGUCGACUGUGGUUACGAUACCAUACUAUUCGAAACAGGUCAUGGUGAGGAACGCGACAGGGGCUCGAAUAGCUGUGGAGGUGAGACAGAUAUUGCCUCUCUUAAAAGCUCACAUCCCUAUGCAGAUUCCAAACUAG
Ostertagia ostertagi is the source of this 1026-nucleotide messenger RNA. Lineage: Eukaryota; Metazoa; Nematoda; Chromadorea; Rhabditida; Trichostrongylidae. The record is from the annotation of a GenBank genome assembly.